Messenger RNA from Rhodotorula toruloides NP11, 678 nucleotides. RefSeq lists its product as uncharacterized. The record is from RefSeq and is a predicted model, not a curated record. The coding region runs from base 1 to 678 and encodes 225 amino acids. NCBI's taxonomy places the organism in Eukaryota, Fungi, Basidiomycota, Microbotryomycetes, Sporidiobolales, Sporidiobolaceae. The transcript is spliced from 8 exons.
AUGCGCAUAGACGGAGGGGCGAGAAGCGGGUGGGACGGCGGGCGGCGGUGCUUUAAAAGCGGACUCUCCUCGCCUUCCUCUCUCUCCCUCCUUCAACUCACUCGCUCCCUCCUCAACCUCCUCCCCUCUCCGCACCCCGCCAUCCUCCUCCUCCUCCUCCUCCUCCUCCGCGUUCCUCUUCUCUCUCGCCCUCCCUCCCUCCCCUUCGCCCUCCGACUCCUCGUCGAGCACCUCUCUUCCUCGUCGACGUCCUCCACGCCGCCCUCCAAGCCGGACUCGGGCGUCAACCGCCUCCGAGGUCCGCAGCGGGCGAGCAGGAUGGACGUUGUCGUCGAGGCGAUCCGGCGGACGAUUCGGUCUCUCGACCACCUUCGCCUUCGCAACGCCGAUGCCGCUGAGCUGCUACAGGACCGCAAAGCUCCUCCACCUACGACGUCGCCCGCUCACGUUGUCGGCCUCGACACGGCCAGGGACGAGCUAGGCGGUCAACAACAACAUGUAGAUAGGCUUGAGGACUCGUCUGCGGUGGAUGUUGUACGACCUUCAUUUGCCUACCCUUUCGAGCGACUCGGUUCCUCGCCGCGGGACAGCAGCAAUGCUUCGGCAGACGGCAGCGAUGCCGGACUGUGCUUCAACGGACCGAAGCCGUGGCGACGUCGUGCAGGACGACCCUCGUAA